GCAGAUCUCAUCAAUCACUCUCCCCCUCCGGAGAAGGAGAAAACGAAAUCUCUGUUUUCAAGUUUCGACGUCGUUGUUCCGAGCGAAAAAAAAACAAAGAGAAAGAGCUGAAUCCAUGGCGGCAUCCAAGCUUCAGGCUCUGUGGAAUCACCCCGCUGGACCAAAAACCAUUCAUUUCUGGGCACCAACUUUUAAGUGGGGCAUCACCAUAGCCAAUGUAGCUGACUUCUCUAAGCCUGCUGAAAACCUUUCAUAUCCUCAGCAGAUAGCGGUUGCAUGCACUGGAAUGAUCUGGUCACGCUACAGCACUGUAAUCACUCCGAAAAACUGGAAUCUCUUUAGUGUAAACGUUGCGAUGGCUGGAACAGGCCUCUACCAACUGUCACGCAAAAUUCAGCAUGACUUCUUUGCUGAGGAAAAACUAGCUGUUGUAAAGGAAUGAUGGUGAAGAUCUUCCAGGCUUUAAUUGUUAUUUGUGGAAAUGCUUUAACCCCCACUGCUUAUUCCUGUGAACGUUUGGGCAAAUUCCUGCCCCUAAUAAGGCUCUUUGUAUUCAUGUAUGCCUUGUGGAAAUUUGUGACUGAAUGUUGAUUGUCAUUUUCCUUGCAAAGUCAAUGAAAGAUCUGGAGCAAUUGAAGUGGAAAAUGGUUUCUAAUUGGCUAAAAAAAUUUAAUUGGUUAC
Messenger RNA from Rubroshorea leprosula, 681 nucleotides. The record is from the annotation of a GenBank genome assembly. Lineage: Eukaryota; Viridiplantae; Streptophyta; Magnoliopsida; Malvales; Dipterocarpaceae.